AUGAAUUUAAACACGAUUUGUAAUAAAAAUUCAAGCAUCGAAGAAACAGUCACAAGCUCUCCUCCUUCUUUGCCGUCAUCUCAAAGAAAAUUAUUACCAGCAAUAAACACAAUGGCAACAUCUCUAAAUAAUACCAACAGCACCCACUCAGCUGCUGCUACUACUACUACUUCCGACGCUUCUAACUCUUUACAAAAAACAACAACGGUUACAGCUUCUACAAACAAAUUAAUUAAUCAUCAUCAAGAAGAAUGUCUUCCCUCUCCACCUAAUAGUAAUAAUAGUAUACCAGUCGAUGAAAAUCAUUUGACUUUUAUGAUUAAUAGAACAAUCGAUAUUUUAAAUAUUUUAAAUGGUUUAAAAAGCGAGUUUAACCAGGCUAGAAACGAGUAUGAAAACGAUAGUGAAUUGAUGCGUAAACAAAAAGCUAUCAUAACUGAUGGAAAUGCUUCACAAUCAUCUCGUUUAAAAUAUAGAAAAAGAAAUAAGCGAGCAGCUCCGCCUGGUAGAUGUCAUUCUUGUGACAUUUCUGAAACACCCGAAUGGCGUAGGGGUCCUGAUGGUGCAAGAACAUUAUGUAAUGCUUGUGGUUUACGUAUGUGUUUUUUAUAUUUUUUAUAUCUUAUUGAAAAAUAA
Molecule: messenger RNA, 636 nt
Organism: Entrophospora sp. SA101
Lineage: Eukaryota; Fungi; Glomeromycota; Glomeromycetes; Entrophosporales; Entrophosporaceae
Source: the annotation of a GenBank genome assembly